Messenger RNA from Paraphaeosphaeria sporulosa, 735 nucleotides. RefSeq lists its product as uncharacterized. The coding region runs from base 247 to 699 and encodes 150 amino acids. The transcript has a single exon. NCBI's taxonomy places the organism in Eukaryota, Fungi, Ascomycota, Dothideomycetes, Pleosporales, Didymosphaeriaceae. The record is from RefSeq and is a predicted model, not a curated record.
GGUCAAAGACAUGCAUUCGCACAGGUGCGACGCUAUCGCUGGGAGGGCGAUCAAAGACGUGCAUUCUGGUAAUCUUUAAUAUACAGGGUGGCUUGCUAUUUAGCUUGAGAUGGCAUGGUUGAAUUGAAGACUUGCACCCGACAGAAAUCAAACAUGCUGUGACAUUCCUGCGCGCCAAAAUUUAACAGUAUUUCCCAUCCGGACCAGCUCAUCGCCGUACCCCGCGCGAUAUUGCAAACCAAGAUCAUGCACCAGGAAGAAACAGACUGUCCACUCCGUGCUCAUCUCCUCUCUUCAUUCUUCACUCCGUCCUUCUCCUCCCCGCCCUCAAUCUGCAGCCCCAUCAUGCACCCACGCAAGUCCUUGGUUCUCCUUGCAUUCGCAAUUCUGCGCUGCCAUACAUUUUCCUUCUCUCUUGCUUCUUCCUCGCGCGAUGUAGCGUUCGGCGCCCACUUCUCCCCCACCGCCGCGACCAGAUCGUCCAAGAGUGCGUUUGGGCGGUGGUCCACGCGGGAUUCAGACAGCUGCUCGGCGAGGUCGGAUAUCGAAGGGGGACGGGGAUUGGGAUGGGCGGAGGAGGCGUUUGCGGGGUUUAAGCUGGGGCUGAUGGAAGGCCGAGGUGCCAGAGAGGUACUGCUGGUGGGUGCCGUGGUGGUGGAGGGCGUGGACUUGUCUGGCGACAUGGUGGAGCGGGGUUGAGAGUUGUAAACGAGGUUAGUUGAUUUCUUCAGGUAU